This is a messenger RNA of Cladocopium goreaui, 1332 nucleotides long. The record is from the annotation of a GenBank genome assembly. Lineage: Eukaryota; Dinophyceae; Suessiales; Symbiodiniaceae.
GCUGCCUUUACAGACUCAGGUCCAGUGGAGGAAGAAGGUCAGAACAGUUUUGCAUUUCCGUCGAUCCUGUCAGAACAAGCGCAAAUUGAAGCAGCCGACAAUUUUUCGGUAGAGGUCGCUGGUGACAAUACCGCGACGGACAAGGUUUCUGGUGAAAUCACUUUUUCCGAAGUUUCUGGAUUGGAAGGCGCCAAUAACAGUCUGGAGCUUGUCAAAAAGGAAGAAGAUCAACAGACACUUGGUCCAGCCUCUACUGAAGCCGUCAUUGAAGCUGCCCAUCAAACUGAAGGUACUACAACAACCAACUUAGGUGAAGACGCAAUUGUUGCAGCCGUUGUCAAAGCUGAAGUUGACCCAAAGAGUCCUGAAGCUGACGCUUCUGACAUUGCAGCAUCCGUCCAACCUGUUGAACCUGUUGCGAAGCCUUUGCAGCCGCCAAAACAUCAGCAAGGGGUCGCUGUUCCCAAAGAACGCGGCACAACAGUGAUUGCAGCCAAAGCAUCCGGUAGUGCUCCAUCAAGUGCAGCCGUGCCUGAAGCUCCAAAAGCUGCUAAGCUCCCAUCACCCCCAUCAUCACCACCACCUGUAGUCCCUUCUAAUAUUCCACCACCGCCACAGCAUCCGCCGCCAACACCGGAAGAGCUCGCUGCGCGAGCUCCGGCUUUUGCCAAGACUCAAGAAGUUGAGGGCAUUGAUCCUUACGAACUGGAGGACGCCGCCUGGCAGAAUCCAUCCUUGAGCUCUCGUCGGGUCGUGUUGGUCACCCCAAACUUGCAGUCUUCGGACAUUGUAAAUUUGACCACACGUGAUCCUGACACCGAGGAGGAAGGCCCAGAAGACCCUGCACUGGCAUCACAAAGAUUUCAAGAGACUGGUAGGAAUUUCAUUGCAGCGGCUAGUGCUGAGCCCAUUGAAGCCGACCCAGGCAUUGUGCAUCCGUGGAGAAAACAAGAGGGCGCUGCGGCAGAAUCCCCAAAGUCUGCUGCCUGUGGGGUCGCUGCGGAAUCCCGCGCGACAGGUCACUGUUGCAAAGAGGCCAAAACAAAUAAGGCUCCCCCACCGGGUGUUCGACCAGGAGCUCCCCCGCCAAAAGCUAGGCAGAAGGGGCUGCUGCCGCACCUGUGGCGCAGCGGGGUGAAGAGUCGAGCGGAGCUCCAAGUGCACCUUCGGAUUCGCACGCUCCCUACUCUGCACGACCGUGCCCUGUCCUUCCUUACCUUAGUUGAAGAGUGGGUCAAGCAAGAAGGCGUUGAUAGUAUUCUACAGCGCAGAGCCGCAAGGGCCGUGCCAAAGGAACAUCUUCGCCCGCCUUUUGGCGACAAACAGCGGUGA